CAACAGUCAACAUAACCUAAAAACUAUUUUCCUGUCAUAAAAAUUUUAAUCCUUUGCCAAAUGUACACAUAUUUUGCAUUUUCACAGCAAUGUAGAUUAGUAAACAAAAAAAUAACGGGCUGAAAGUUUGUGCAAUUUAAACGCAUUUAUCAGCUGUAAGUAAUUUGCCAUUGUUUUGCUGCCUAAAGACUGAACAAUGUCCUCCUCGAUAAACUCCAGUCAACAGCUCCGUUACAUGGUGCAGUGGUUCAGCGAGUGGAGCGAACUGCAAAGAUCUGAUUUCUUGCCGAUAUUAGCUGAUAAUUACGCCCAUAGGGCCUACGUUAAUGGAAUUGUUAAUAGUAUUAGUAAUAUGGAUUGUAGGGACAAGCCCAUGUCGUUAUUCGAAUGUAGGAUUAAAUUGUUCAAAGAAUGGUUUACUCAAUGGAAUAUCGAAUUGAAAGAAGCAUUUUUGAAGAAAAUCGGCGAAAUCGAUGAGAAGUUUGUGGAAAAAUUGAAUGCAGAAAUUGAGGAAAAAGCCGAAACUUUGCAGAAUAAUGAGGAUGGUGUAAAUAAUGGUGAAAAUGAAGCUGAUAAUCAUAUCCGAGUAGAAGAUUAAUGAAAUGUCCAUUUUGGACUGAUCCAAUAUUUACUGUUAGGAUUAAUAAAGUAAUACUCAAAUGAAAAAAAUUAAUAUUGUGAAUCUCGUUUCUAAGUAUUUUGCAUCACACGUAAUUUGCCUUGAAUCUUGCCAAUAAUGUCCCUGAAGGCUCGACCAGCAUUUACUAUGAAAGAAAAAUUUGAAUUUAUUUUAUAAAAUUUUUUGAGCCAUACCAAGAAUAAUUUCUACAUGAAGGUGGUGGGUUUCAAAGGGUUUGAUACAGUUUUGUGAUUUUUUUUAUUCUGUAGGAUAUGUUUUUUUUUUCAAAAAUAUUAUAAACAAAUUUAUAUUAUUUAUUAGUGUAAAUAUAAUUUUUAUUAAAAUAUAUAAAUAAAUAAAUAUGAAAUUAUAAAAGGAUUUUUUAUAUUAGUUUUAAGAACAGUCACAGUAUCAGGGUGCAAAUUCGAAAUUCCAGAAAAUGUGUGGGCGAAGAAGAAAACCAAUAUGUUAAAAAAAAAACACCUCAAACCGCUAUUUCAGUUCUCUAGUAGACUUGUAAAGUUCCAGAGUAAAUGUUUUUUGAGUCUUUCUAAGGCUGAAAUAUAUCUUCUAUUUAGUUGUUUUAAUGGAACUUUCUACUAAGUUGUCAAUUUGUUUUCCUCAUGUUGUGGUAUAAGCUCACAAGAUUGUUUCUUGAUUAUUAAAAAAAGUGUCACAUUCUAGAACUUUGACUUUGACCUCCUCAAUAUCCUAAAUUACUUUGUCACAGCCACUCAAAUAUAUAGUUUAUCCACAUCCACGAGCCUUUUUAAUUUAUUCACAAUCACCAAUUCAUUUAUUCUCUGCCGAGUAUCGCUGAAUAGCCUUUUGACAAAGCAGUUUUAUAGCUGUUUGAUUGGUCGAUUCUGCCUCCCUCAUUAUCCUCCUUAAAUCCACCAGCCUCUUGUAUUUCGUGGCCAAAAAAUAAGCAGUUUUCAGCUGUUGAGCUUCAAUGUAAGCGGAAAUCUUUACAGUUUUAUCGGAAAUGUGUUUGAUCAACUCUUCAACGUGGGCCUCCGUGCUGCUUGUAUUUUUCAAUGUGGCCACUGCAAAAAUGAGCAUUUCAUCACAAACUGCGACCACCUCAUCAUUUCCGUUGCUCGAUUGUUUAAUACAAUUCACUAGUUCGGCUAUGUCGCUGAAUCGUUUGGUUUGGGCUAAAUAUUUACCAGUUUCCUUGUAAACUAGGAUUGGCUUAAGCCUGAAUUCUUUAAUGAUCCUUAGGCCGAAUGCGAAACCUUGUUCGAUAGUUUGAGCGCAAAUUAUGCAAAGGGCCGCAAGGUAUUUGCGUUGAUCUGAUGGGCCGAAGAGAGUGGGGAUGCUGAUUUUGUUUUUAGGGAUGUUGUCUGGAAGAAAACAUAUUAUACAUGUAUCGCUAAGGCAUGGUUGAUUGGAGAUUCUUACCCGGAUUUGGAAAUAUUUCCAGAUAUAAUUGCAUAGGCAUUACGCCAUUUUUUUCACAAUCCGCCAGAAACUGGGAAGCCUCGAUUUGCGUUAAAAUUGUGGCUGUGUGCUUGUCGAUUUCUUCACUCGUCAUUUUUUUAAUUAGAGGGCUUUCAACACUAGUGACAUCGAAGGUUUCUUCUGAUUCCAUCGUCCG
This is a messenger RNA of Ceutorhynchus assimilis (cabbage seed weevil), 2219 nucleotides long. The record is from the annotation of a GenBank genome assembly. NCBI's taxonomy places the organism in Eukaryota, Metazoa, Arthropoda, Insecta, Coleoptera, Curculionidae.